AUGUUAAGUGAUCUGCAUCCUCCACUUCAUGAGUGUCACCAGUCAGAAGACCUCAUCAUUGGUGGCAUUGCUUCUCACAGUUUCAUCAUCUCCAACUCAGUAGGCUUCACUCAAGAACCCCCGCCAUCAUUGCAUGAAGAGCUUAAAGUGUGGAAGACUCACAUCGUUAAAUGCAUAUUAAGUGAGCUGCAUCUUCCACUGCAUGAAUAUCGCCAGACAGAGGACUUCAUCAUUGGUAGCAUUACUUCUCACAGUUUCAUCCUCUCUACUUCAGUAACCUUCACCCAAGAACCUCCUCCAGCAUUGCACAAAGAGCUUCUUGCAGUGCCUAAGAACUACCAGCAUAUUCUGGCCUUGGCAUUUGCAGUACAGGAGAUCAAUGAAAACUCUCAGCUCUUACCCAAUGUCACUUUGGGCUUCCACAUCUAUGACAGCUACUUCACUCCAAAGCAUACCUAUUAUGCUACAAACUUACUUAUCUCUACGCCUGAAAGAUUUGUCCCCAAUUACAAAUGUGAUCACAAGAAUAACCUAAUUGCAGUCAUUGGGGGACUGGAUCCUGAAAUCUCCCUAAACAUAGCAAAUGUCUUAGAUAUCUACAAGAUUCCACAGCUUAUCUACGGCUCUGCUCCAGUGAUGAAUGAUAAAACCCCAGGACUUUCCUUCUACCACAUGACCCCUAAGGAAGCUCUUCAGUAUAAGGGAAUUCUUUCUUUACUAUUGCAUUUUGGGUGGACAUGGAUUGGGGUCCUUACUAUGGAUACUGACAAUGGUGAAAGGUUUAUUCAAAUGGGGCUUCCAGUAUUCUCCCGGCGUGGAGUUUGUUUUGCCUUCAUAGAAAAAAUCCCCAGACUAACGUUUGUCAAUGAACUUACAAACGUGCUGAAUCAGGGGGCAAAAAUACAUGAUACAAUGAUGGACAACAAAGCCAAUGUCGUGGUGGCAUAUGGAGAAUCUUAUUCCAUGGCAUUUUUAAGAUGGCUUCCAUAUUUAUCAGAACUAGAACAUCCAACAAACACACGGAAAGGUAAUCUUUGGAUAGCAACAGCCCAGAUUGAACUAACUUCAUUUGUCUAUCAAAGAACUUGGGACACAGACCUUUUUCAUGGUACAAUAUCUUUCUCAAUUCACUCCAAUGAUUUACCAGGAUUUCAAUUAUUUGUGCAGAGCAGAAACCCAUACAGCCCCAAAGGAGAUAAUUUUAUCUGGGAUUUCUGGCAACAGGCCUUUGGCUGUGUAUUCCCAAAUGCAGUUCAGGGCAAGGUGGAGGGCGAUAUUUGUACAGGUGAGGAGAAGCUGGAUCACCUUCCUGCAACCUUUUUUGAAAUGAACAUGACUGGUCACAGCUACAGUAUCUACAAUGCUGCCUAUGCUUUGGCCCAUGCUGUACAUGCUCUGUCCUCAUCUAGCCUCAAAUACAGAGCAAUAGUGAACAGAAGAACACUGAACUCUCUGAGUCAACAGUUGUGGCAGCUCCAUCACUAUCUGAGAGAUGUUUCAUUUAACAACAGUGCUGGGGACAAGGUUUCAUUUGAUCAAAAUAUGGAAUCAGAAGCUGGUUUUGAUAUUAUGAACUGGAUUGUUCCCUCAAACCAAUCAAUCAAUACUGUCAGAGUUGGCAGGAUAGAUCCUCAAGCUCCUCCAGAUCAAGUGUUCACUGUCAAUGAAGACAUAAUAAUAUGGCCCCGCUGGUUUAAUGAGGCAAAGCGUCUUUCUGUGUGUAGUGAAGGUUGCCAGCCUGGUACUAGGAAGAAAAUUAAAGAGGGGCAGCCAUUUUGUUGCUACGACUGUAUCCCAUGUCCAGAAGGUGAAAUCUCAACCUGGAAAGACAUGAAUGACUGCGAUAAAUGCACAGAUGAAAAAUAUCCAAACAAAAAACAGAAUCUAUGUAUUCCUAAAGAAAUCAGUUUUCUGUCUUAUGAAGACCCACUGGGAAUCAGCUUAGCCUGUUCUGCUCUCUCCUUGUCUUUCAUCACAGCCCUGGUCCUAGGAAUAUUUACAAAGCACCGCAACACUCCCAUUGUCAAAGCCAACAACCGGAACCUCACUUAUGCUCUUCUCAUCUCUCUCCUGCUCUGCUUCCUUUCUGCACUGUUGUUUAUUGGUGAUCCUAAGAUGGUCACAUGUCUUCUUCGACAGACUGCUUUUGGUAUCAUCUUCUCUGUGGCUCUUUCUUGUGUACUGUCAAAAACCACCACAGUAGUUCUGGCUUUCAUGGCCACCAAACCAGGUUCCAGGAUGAGGAAAUGGGUGGGGACAAGACUGACUGGUACUAUUGUUAUUUCCUGCUCCCUCAUACAAGUAGGCAUUUGUGGUGUGUGGCUGGUAACAUCUCCCCCAUACCCAGAUGUCGACAUGCACUCAAUAGCUGGAAAAAUUGUCCUGGUAUGUAACGAGGGGUCUGUGAUUCUGUUUCAUUGUGUUCUGGGCUAUAUGGGCUUGCUGGCCAUUGUUAGUUUCACUGUAGCUUUCCUUGCCAGGAAGCUACCUGACAGUUUCAAUGAAGCUAAGUUUAUCACCUUCAGCAUGUUGGUCUUCUGCAGUGUUUGGCUGUCCUUUGUUCCAACUUACCUUAGCUCUAAAGGGAAGGGCAUGGUAGCAGUUGAGGUCUUUGCAAUUUUAGCAUCUAGUGCUGGGUUACUGGGAUGCAUUUUUUCACCUAAAUGUUAUAUUAUUGUGUUGAGGCCUGAGCUGAACAAAAGGGAACAGCUAAUCAGAAGAAACCCCUGA
This is a messenger RNA of Hemicordylus capensis (graceful crag lizard), 2730 nucleotides long. RefSeq names its product vomeronasal type-2 receptor 26-like. Gene Ontology annotation, biological process: G protein-coupled receptor signaling pathway. The record is from RefSeq and is a predicted model, not a curated record. Gene Ontology annotation, molecular function: G protein-coupled receptor activity. Gene Ontology annotation, cellular component: membrane. Lineage: Eukaryota; Metazoa; Chordata; Lepidosauria; Squamata; Cordylidae. Bases 1 to 2730 code for a protein of 909 amino acids. The transcript has 7 exons.